Heterotrigona itama is the source of this 6368-nucleotide messenger RNA. NCBI's taxonomy places the organism in Eukaryota, Metazoa, Arthropoda, Insecta, Hymenoptera, Apidae. The record is from the annotation of a GenBank genome assembly.
ACAACAGCUUGAAAGCACCGUCGUCGCAUGGUGCCUCGCAACGACGCAGCAGAACGGACUCGGACAUCUCCACGUCGAUGGACGACGAUCGACCUCCGUCCCGCGACUAUCGCGGAUCUCUGCUUCGGGACGAUCGAUAUCGUCAUUCUUCGCAUCGGCCGUACGACUCGCGCAAGCCAGCCGGUUACUACGACGAGUACAACACUCGCAGCGGCAGGGACCACGACUACGACGACCGACACUCUCGCGAUUCUUGGGAGCGUGAGAGAUACUUUGACGACAACAAGGAUCGAGAGUCGAAGGACGGCAUAGUAGAGGCGAGGGAUAACAGAGAGGCGCGCGAUAAUCGCGAUAAUCGCGCGGCCAGGGACGCCCGAGAAGCGAGAGAGAUCCGAGAGAGAGACAACAAGGAUAAAAAGGAUUACGACAAUUAUCUAAAGGAUCCCUUUGACGAUCGUAAUCGCGAGCGUGAACGUGAACGUGAGCGUGAGCGUGAGCGUGAACGCGAUCGCGAACGCGAACGUGAUCGUGAUCAUCGCGAUCGCGAUCGUGACCGCGAACGUGAUCGCGAACGCGACCGUGAACGCGAUCGUGAACGCGAUCGUGAUCGUGAUCGUGAACGUGAACGCGAUCGUGAUCGUGAUCGUGAUCGUGAUCGUGAUCGUGAUCGUGAUCGUGAUCGCGAUCGCGAUCGGGAACGGGAACGAGAACGAGAACGGGAACGAGAGCGUGAGCGUGAGCGUGAGCGUGAGCGAGAACGAGAGCGGGAACGAGACCGCGAUCAAAGAGAAAGAUCGGAGAGUACGGAAUGGCGGGAAGAGCGGAUCAUUCAGGACAGGAUGAUGAUGGACGCUCGUCGCGAUAUACAGAGGGGGGAGGAGCGAAUGGAGCGCAACGAACGUCCGCAGAGACCAGAUUCUCGCGACAGUCGUGCCUCCCGAGAGUCGAAGACGUCGUCUCUGCGCGAUGACGACUCGCACAAGCUGCGGGACUGCAGCUCCUGGGUGAACGAAGUGGCCGACUACGAGGAGAAUAAACGCGACGCGUAUCACGAGGAUAUCCGCGAGAGGGAGCGAGAGAGAGAACGGAGGCAGCCGUUGGGCCCCGUGACCAAGGAGAGGAUCGAGGCGGACGAGCUGAAGGCCGAGAAGCGUAAUCUGACGCAGUUAAAGCGUGCCAGCUGUUCCGACCAGGACAAGAAGGAUCAAGCGAAGGAUCAAUCCUCCAUCUCGUCGGCCAUGGAGCCGAAGAAGGAGAUGAUGAUGAUGGACGUUUGGAACAGGAAGAUCGAUCGAGUCAACGAGAGCGGUCGAAUGAUGGAGAGGGGCGGGGAUAAUUCGCCAAAGGCCUGGGCCGACGCCGUUUCUCCGACGUUCGACAAAGAGGAGGAGAAAGCGUUGGAACCGAUGAAAAGUGAAAAAGACUCGGAAGAAUUGAAGCAGAAUUUCGAGAAGUUGAGCCUGGAGAAAGGAAGGGGGGAGGACUCCUCGUUGAACGAGGACGCGGCAGCAGCGGCGGCGAUGGCGGCGGCAGCAGCAGCAGCAGCCGCAGCGGCAGCGGCAGCGGCCGCGGCCACGGCGGAACAGCAAGCGAAGGAAGACAAACGAGAGAAGAACAUUCGAAACAGAACGAACAGCGGCGGGUCGAACUCGAGAGUGCGCGAUUCUCGAGGUGGUGGUUGGCGUGGCCCAGAGACAAGAGGGCGACGAGGUGGGCCGAGAGCCGCCGCCAGGCCAGCCUCCGCCAGAAGCGGUUCGUACGGACAUACCGAUUCGGAGAACAGUGCCGACGAGGUGUCCGGCUCGACAGAGUCCGGCAAGGAGGAGAAGAAGUCUGCCAGAUCGCCCAAGCCUAAUCAAAAGGCGGAGAAAGAGGAGCGCAAUCGCGAAGCAAUGGUGGCGCCUGCUCGCGAUGAGAAACGAGGAGGAGGAGGCGGCGGCGGCGGCGGCGGCUCAGAUUACGCUCAGUCGCAACGGAGCGAGAAACGAACGUACGGCGGCGACGGUAGUAAACUGAAUCGCGAAGGUUUCGCGCCUUCGGGCGAACCGUCUCGCCGCGGCCGAGGAAGCAGUUUCCGAAUUCGAAGUACAACUGCCACCGGCAGCCGCAUGGAGGGAUACGGGCCCCCGUCUAGCAAGAGUCCGUUCUCCUCCGAGCGCAACGUCGACGAGAAAGCGAAUGCUGCCACCCCGAUGCGACAGAAUCCGUCAACGCCCACUCCGGAGAAGGAGAUGAUGAGUUGUUCCCUGUUGGCUGCGUCGCAGGCCGAGUCCACCGACGAUAAGAUCAUAGCGAAGCAGCAAGCGCUCACCGCAGGAAUAACUGGGAAACGUGCCAAAUCGCCGAAUCAACAACAGCAGUCGUCGGCCAACAAACUGGACGCGAAUCACGCUUCUUCGGGCAGCAACGCUUCGUCUCAGAAGAUGCAGGUUGUCAGGAAGGAAGAGUCGCGGUCAAAGAGAACACGCAGUGGAAGUAGAAGGGGCAGAGAUAAUCGCGAGUUGCGUUACCGCAGCAGCGGCGGUAGCAACAUAUCGAAGCAAACGUCUUCGGACGUGGGGAACGAAGAUUGGGAAACCACGUCUGAGAACAGCGAGGAUCACGCGGACGAUCACAAAGAGUCGCGCAACAAUCGCAACAACAAGCAGUUCUCUGUACGUGCGAGCACCGGUAGUAAUCAGAAUGUCGUAGCGUCGUCGAACAUGCAUUCGCGUAGGAACGAGCUGGCGGGGAACAACCGGGGGGAUCAACGCGAGAAAAACGUCAAGUCUUCCAAUGCAACGGCGUCGUCUCGAGCCCCUGGCGCUGAGAAACGUAACCUGCAGAAUAAUUCCAGUUUCCUCGGUCAGAAGAAUCAUUCCAGCAGCAUCCCGCCGUUGAUACAGGCUCAGGCUCAAGUGCAAAACGGCGGCGGAAGGUCGAGAAAUCAAACGUCUGGCGGUGGUAACUCGUCGACCUGUUCGGGCAAAUCGUUGACGAAAGACAGCACGGUGAAUCGCAUGGACGAGUUAAAGUUGACCGAUUCGAACUUGGUUAAUCAAGCUCUCAACGACAUCGGCAGCAAAAGGCCCGGCCAGGGCAAGGAGAAGAAGGCGAUAAUCGAUUGCGAAAUGGAAACGAGUAACUGCACGGAGGACGGUGCCAGCGUCGUCGAGGACAAGGUCGAUUCCGAUGGCUUCCAGGAGGUGCGUUCGAAGAAGAACGUGAAAGAGUCGAGACACGGCCAGAAGGAGGAGACGACGAAACCUCUGAAGCGUGAAAAGGAGAAAGAUCGCGAGAGGGAGCGCGAUCGUUCCAAGUCGAAAGCAAACGGCGGCGGUGGUGGUGGCGGCGGUGGUUCGCAGCAAGCAGCUUCGUUGCAACAACAAGUCCAGAAUAUACCGCCUUUGCUCGGCCAAGCCAUUCCACAACCUGCAAGCAUGUUGCAGAAACAAUACGACAGAACUUCGCGAAGCCAGAAGCUGGCUCCUAGAUUCCAGAAGCAGCGACUAGCCAAGCAACAGCAGCAGCAGCAACAGCAACAACAAAUGUGCGCGUCCGAGGCAAACGACGCGAGCAACAAAAUCAAUAAUUGCUCGUCGAGCAGCUUUGGCAAAGAGUCGUCGAGCAGCAGCGGCCCAGCACCUCCGCCAUCUGUGAACGCGUGGGACAAACCGUUCACCACCAGCCAGUUACAAUCCAACUCGCCGUCGGCUGUUGUCCCCGUUGACAUUCAACUGAUACCCGGCUUGUCCGCGCAGAACGAUCACGGCCACGUUGUUCACAGCCACGAAGUGAACGAGCAAGCCACCAACUCUGGUAACAGCAGUCAACGAAACUCACCGAACGGUGAAAAGAAUAACGUUGGCAAAAGUUUGAAGGACCAGCUGAUGGAGAAAGGGUCCGUCUCGGACGUGUCCUCGCCGCCUGUGCAAACGUUGAUCUUCGAGAACACGAAUUACUCGAAAACCACCAAGGCUGGCCCUUCCGAUCUAGCGGUGAAAACCAAAUUCCCGAAUCACAUGAAAACGCAACAGCAGCAGCAACAGCAACAACAACAACAACAACAACGUAUAGAAAAACGCGCCGAUUUGGAGGAAGAAGGCAGCGCCGCAGCAACGAUGCAGCAACAGCAACAACAGCAGCAGCAGCAGCAACAACAACAACAACAACAACAACAGGCGCAACAGCAAAGUCUGCCGGUGGCGUUCUCGAACAAACCGAACGAUUUGAUCAAAGACAAGAAUCAAGAGCCUAUACAGAUGCCUCUGUCGUUCAACAAGAACAACGAGGACAACGCGGACAUGAAGUUGGACUUCACUUUCGACUCGGACCUGUCGCAGUUGACCGAGGUCGACAAGAGCAAGAGCUUGGGCAUGACUCGGUCGAUGCACAUGGCCACCGGCCAGAACACCAUCUCGCCGUCAACUGCCGAGCUUAAUUUGAAGAUUGCAUCGGUAAAGAAAGUUUGGGAGAACGCGCCUCCUAUGCCAACCGUGGUCGAGCACGAGGACGGCAACAAUGUUGUCAGUACGGCUAACACUUUCCCGCAGGCGUUCGAAAGUACGGACGUUGAUGACAGUUACAGCCCACAUCAACAGUACAAUCAAAAUAACAUGAAAAACGAAAUAACAACGUCGACGAACGUGUGCAAGCUGGUUCCCCCGCAGGUGAAGCCGCAGCAACAAUCCUCGGGCAGCAGCAGUGGUCAAUCUGGUUCGACAGUUCCUGGGCCGAGUCCUAUUGGAGCAGGUCAAAGUCCCAUUGGGCAUCCUCCCGUCAGUCUCCAAGGACCGUUGAGCCCACCUCCGUUCAACUCCACGGGACAACCGUCUCACGUCAAUUAUCAGGAAUUCCCUCAGUACCCAGGAUCUCAAGCUGCGCAAUAUGGCAGCAUGUCUGCUAUACCCUCCCCGCCAGCCGUGUUGUUCAACACCGGCUCCGGUCAACUUCCGGCUCAGGCAGGAGGCCUGUACGGAGCGUUUCAGUUAGACCAGAGCCGAUCCCCUUUCACGCAGUACCCGCCGUACGCUCCGUCGCUUCAAAAUUCGUUCAACCAGCAGAAUGUGUACUUGCAACAGCCGCCACCUCCGCCACCGCACGCACCCAACGCACCCACCCCCGAUAUGUAUCAAAGCAAUCUUUCGCAAUAUCGCAUCACCGCAGCUGCUGCCCCACCCUUUGGACAAAAUCAACAGCUCAGUAAUAAUCCAAAUACAGUUCUUAUUAGCUCUUCUUCGAACUCUUUGAUGUCAGCCAGCGUGAAGCCAUCGUCUCAGCCAAUCGGAGCUAUUGGAACCAAAGCUCCUCACUUUCAAGCACCGUCUGCGCCUCAGCCAAACCCAUUAACGUACAUACCAUAUGAUCCAAAUCAAGUACUCGGCGUGAGUGGCAGUUACAUGGGCAAUUCCCAAUUGGUACAGAGACCUGGCCCGAACGUACAAGCCUCGGCUAAUAGUUAUUAUAGUGCAACUUCGGCUGAUGUAUUCCCCGGAUCGCAAACAGGUUUCUAUCAGCCGGGCGGUGCUACGCAACAGACUGGCACUCAUUACGGACUUCAGGGAUUUGGUCAGCACAGCCAGAGCUUGGCAACCGGCAGUGCUGCUCCUGUUGGACUUCAAAACUUCAGCUCAGGCUUUUUAUCUAGUUCGGGAUUACAGAUUGCUGCAGCUGCCGCCGCUCAGCAGUUUCGUAAUCCAACUGGAGGACUGCCCGGACCAGCAAACGCAGGUCCUACUUUUCUUAGCAAACAUCAACCGCAAGAUCAGCCCAGGCAAUUGAAGAGUCCAUCGGGGAAUCAGCAAGAUGUCCUCGCAUCAGUUUUCAGUUCUACUUCGCAAAUACCAUCUCCAAAAUCAAGGAACUGUAAGCAGCAAUCUUCAUCGCAGCAACCACAACCUAGUCCGACGCAACAUCAUAAAUAUCAACAGUACCAAGGUGUUAGUCAGUCAACUUUGAUUUUGCAACAAAAUAUACGUGGCAUGGGUAUGCCACCACGCGCUGGAAUUCAACCAUCACAGCAAAGAUAUCCACCGCCCAUUCAGAGACCAGUUGUUCCAUUUACACCGGGUCCAAAUCCGAACAAUCCUACGCAGCAACAGCAACAACAACCUAAUUGCAUGCCAUCGCAACAGCAGCAACAACAACAAGUUCAAAUCAACCGUCACAGACCAAACCUGCAUCAACAACAACAGCAGCAACGAAAUAUGAAGAUGCAGCAACAAUAUUAUUCUACUCAAGGAAACGUUAAAAUUGACACAAGUGAAAAAACAGAUUCGCACAAUGACAAGAUCAACGAUAGCAGCUCUGGUACUCAGCAAGGAGGCGCUAAAUCAAACGUAAAUUCACAAGACAAUGACAAUAAGGAAGAAGUGAACCAACAAAACGAG